AUGGUGCUAGAUCCUAAACAAAGUCGUAAUAAGUAAGAUAUUCUUAUAUAUUAACUUACUUCAGCCUAUAGUUUAUUUUUCAAGCCAUUUUAGGAUUGAUAAUCAUGUUCUCCACCUAAUUUACCGGGCUUUUGACAGAAUUUUCAUGGAUAAUAUAGGAAUACCUUCCUUUUAAAUUCAUUUUUCAAAAUGUUGAAUUGACGAAUCUUCAGCAAGCUUUUAAAUAUGAACUAUAAGAUCUGUUGCAAGCAUUUAAAAAUUAUUUUUGAGGAUUCAGAAGCCAUUCUUACCUAGGUUUUGAUGCGAUUUUCUCAAAUGUUGAACAAUUUUCGCGAUUUUUCGUGGUUUUAGGCCUUUUUAAUCCUUAUUGUACAUUAAGUUUGAUUUCAGCAGCCGUAUAUCCGUGACAAGAUCACAGUCGAGGUUCAGUAGAAAUAGUAGAAUCAGUCUGAGCCAGUCAGUUCAUCAGGACCAUGAGGCAAUUGAGGAGGACAUAAAAGCUAAAAUACAAGGUGAACAGGUCAGUUUUGGGGUUUUUAAUUUAGAAAGUUACUAAAAUUUUUAAAAUUAACUUAACUAUGACACUUUUAAAAUACAUUGUCCAAGAAGUUUAUGUUAUCAUUACUUUUUACAUUUCGUUCAAAUUUUUCGACGAAAUGCCACAAAAAUUAUUGGAAACCCAUUUUUGUCGACUUUUGACUGCUAUUUUCAGUUGAGUUAUGUGCCACAAGAGCAAAAGCGAUUGACCAAACAGACGGCCAAGAGAAACACGACCAAAGAGAUUACUAAUGAAGACCUGGAGGCACAAGACUAUGAGAAGAAAGCGUUGGCAAAUCAUUUGCGGUCGAUUGCUCCUUUCAAUGGUCGUUGGAAUGUAAGUUUCUGCUAACUUUGGGUUUUUUUUUUGAUUUUGUGGUAGAAGUUUAGAUUAUGGAGGGAUUUUAGAUUGUAAAAUACGAUUGUUCAAAACUAUAAGAUAAAGUUUAGGUAACAAGACGCUUUAUUUAUUUUUAGGUAACAAAAUGGAAUUGAUAAUGUGUUUUAUUUAAUUUAGGUAACACAAAGAAACCGAUAGUGACAUUUGUUAAUUUAGGUAACAAAAACGAUUAAUGAAGGAACCUUCGGCGUGGUAUUCGCAGUCCAAGACAUUGUAACUGGAGUUGAAGGAGUGAUUAAAGUGGCCAAAUCAUAUGGAAAUUCCUCGGCCAAAUGGGAGGCUUUCAUCUUGGAGAAGAUGACUAAAAAUGUAAGUUCUUCUUGGUUAUUGUAGAGAUAUUGGGCUAUUAAUAACCUACCUUACCUCCUUACCAUAACCACUCUACUUCAGCGUACCUCAGCAUACCCUGCCCUAUUCUAUCCUACUCUACCCUACUCUAUACUUUCCGCCUCAUACCUUGCCCUACUUACUGCCCUACUUACCCUACCCUUCCUUAAUCCUACCGUACUUUCAAAAAUUUAAAUUUUUAAAAACUUGAAAUUUCAGAACGAAACGGCGUCUGUAGUUCGUAUCCUGGACAAAGGUAUGUUGGCCGAUCAAAAUGACGCUGGAAUGGAGUUCAUGGUGCUGGAGAAGAUGGCUAUACCCAUAAUGGAGUACAUCGACAAAUUUGAAGGUUUGUAAAAAGUUUUGUCGUUGAUACCUAAGUUUUUUAAUGUUUAAAAGCGAGACAACUUUUCUUGGGAUUUUAAUAUGUGUCUUCUUGAAGAUAUUUCUGUAUAUUACUAUAUAAAUGACAUAAAUGAUUAUAUAUAUAUGUAGUACUAUACCUGAACUUUAAGGCAAAGAACGCAUGUUGCACGUCACCUACAUUCUCCUGGACAUGCUAAAAGGAAUCAACGAUAUGCACUGUGAAGGCCUGCUUCAUCGUGACCUAAAACCUGACAAUAUGGGCAUCAUGAGUAAGAAACAACCGUUCGCGAUUCUUUUCGACCUUGGGAUGGUGAGAAUGUUCACCGGAAAUCAGGGUGAGAAUCGAAUUCCGCGAAGCUCGGCCUCCUUCAGAGGUACCCCCGAGUGGGCGAGUGGUCAUGCCUGUAAGAAUAGAGAACAGAGCUGGCUAGAUGAUCUAAUAGGAUGGAUGUACGUGGCUGUGGAGCUGUACGAUGACACCAAGAACCCACAACAACCGCUGCCUUGGACUUCGAGGAACACUACGAGGGUAGGGAGGGGGAGGGAGUUAUUGAUAGUUGAGUAUAGCACAAAGGGGGUAAGGGUAAAGUAAGUGUUUAUACAUCAAUAUUAACCAUGUACAAUAUUUUUUAUUUACCAUACCUACGAUGUCCUCUUUCAGGGUAUACGCUUCCUAAAAACCGCGUUCUGUCCAGCCAGACUUCUCUUCAAACGCUGUCCUCACGAGUUCUUUGCCAUCAAUGCCUAUCUAAUGACGGCCUAUCCCUUCUCUCCUCCUGACUAUCCAUAUUUGGUGGCCAAGUUGAAUGAAAUUAUUGAAAGAUUACAAAAUGAACUAGGCGGUCCAGAAAAGUACAAUCGAUACACAAGAGUUGGGAAUCCGGAAAAAGAGAAGGAGAAAAAGAGAGACGACGGAGAGACACAGACAAAAGAUGAUCGGACUAAGGAGGAGAAGACCAAGGAGGAAAAGACAAAGGAAGAGAAGACUAAGGAGGAGAAGAGCACGGAUGACAAACCAAAGAAAAAACGGAGUAAAAAGAACCGGAGUAAAGAGAAACAGGUAACGGAAGGACGGAAAAGUCAGGAAAAGACAAAGGCCGAACAGACAAGACAAGAGAAGGCUAAAGGAAGCAAACCAAAGGAAGAACAGACAAGUCAAGGAAAUAGCAAAGAGGAAAAGACCAAGCAGGAAAGGACUAAAGAAGACAAACCAAAAGAAGCACGGACAAGCCAGGAAAAGACCAAGCAGGAACGGACAAGACAGGAAAAGACAAAAGCAGAACGGACAAGACAAGAAAAGACCAAGAAAGAAAAGAACACAGAAGAUAAACCAAAGGAAGAACGGACUAGAAAAGAUCGGACUAGAGAGGAACAGGUAACAGAUAACCGUACCAAAGAGGAAAGGACCAAGGCAGAACGGACAAGCCAGGAAAAGACAAAACAGGAAAGGACAAGACAAGAAAAGACCAAGAAAGACAAGAACAAAGAAGACAAACCAAAGGAAGAACGGACUAAAAAGGACCGGACGGAGCAGGUAACGGAUAACUGGACCAAAGAAGAAAAACCAAAGGAAGAAAGGAAAAGUCAGAAAAAGACAAAGACAGAACGGACAAGACAAGAAAAGACUAAAAAGGAAAGGACCAACGAAGACAAACAAGAACCAACACAAAGGUACAGAACUAAAGAGGAAAAGACAAAUGCAGAACGAACAAGACAAGAAAAGCCUAAAGAAGACAAACAAGACCGGACAAGAAAGGACAUGCCCAAAGAAGAACAGCCAAGACAAAGUAAGACAAAAACAGCACGAACUAAAGAGGAACGGACAAGAAAGGAACCACCCACGGAAGCAGCACAGACCGCACGACAACCCACCAGAAUGUUCACUUCGUCUAAGACCCGAACUGCCAGGAAGAAGUAG
Molecule: messenger RNA, 3548 nt
Organism: Bursaphelenchus okinawaensis
Lineage: Eukaryota; Metazoa; Nematoda; Chromadorea; Rhabditida; Aphelenchoididae
Source: the annotation of a GenBank genome assembly